Molecule: messenger RNA, 2113 nt
Organism: Acanthisitta chloris (rifleman)
Lineage: Eukaryota; Metazoa; Chordata; Aves; Passeriformes; Acanthisittidae
Product: mineralocorticoid receptor-like
Exons: 6
Coding region: 101-1042 (313 amino acids)
Source: RefSeq, a predicted model, not a curated record
GCACAAUUACCUGUGUGCGGGAAGGAAUGACUGCAUAAUUGAUAAGAUUCGGAGGAAGAACUGCCCAGCCUGUCGAUUACAGAAAUGUCUGCAAGCUGGAAUGAAUUUAGGAGCCCGGAAGUCAAAAAAGCUGGGGAAGUUGAAAGGGAUGCACGAGGAGCAGCCCCAGCAGCGGCAGCAGCCACCGCCCCAGAGCCCCGAGGAGGGGACGACGUACAUCGCACCCGUGACAGAGCCCUCUGUAAACACAGCACUUGUUCCCCACAUGUCUGCUAUCUCACCAGCACUUACUCCCUCUCCUGUCAAGAUCCUUGAAAGCAUUGAACCGGAGAUCGUGUACGCAGGAUACGACAGUUCGAAGCCAGACACAGCAGAGUACCUGCUGUCCACCUUAAACCGCCUGGCCGGCAAGCAGAUGAUUCAGGUGGUGAAGUGGGCAAAGAUACUUCCAGGAUUCAGAAACUUGCCUCUCGAGGACCAAAUUACUUUAAUUCAGUAUUCAUGGAUGUGUCUGUCAUCGUUUGCCUUGAGUUGGAGGUCAUACAAACACACAAACAGCCAGUUCCUCUAUUUUGCUCCAGACCUGAUCUUCGAUGAGGAACGGAUGCGCCAGUCUGCCAUGUUUGAACUGUGCCAGGGGAUGCACCAGAUCAGUCUGCAGUUUGUUCGUCUGCAGCUUAGCUUUGAGGAGUACACUAUCAUGAAAGUUUUGCUGCUUUUAAGCACAGUUCCCAAGGAUGGUCUCAAAAGCCAAGCUGCAUUUGAAGAAAUGAGGGCAAAUUACAUUAAAGAACUAAAGAAGAUGGUAACUAAAUGUCCAAGUAACUCUGGGCAAAGCUGGCAGAGAUUCUACCAACUGACUAAACUUCUUGACUCCAUGCAUGAUCUUGUUAGUGACUUAUUGGAAUUCUGCUUCUACACCUUCCGAGAGUCUCAGGCACUGAAAGUAGAGUUUCCAGCCAUGCUGGUGGAAAUCAUCAGUGACCAGCUACCAAAGGUGGAAUCUGGGAAUGCCAAGCCCCUGUACUUUCACAGGAAGUGAUAGAAAAAUGUCUUAAAUGGAAGAACUUUGCCUUAAGUUUCCCUGUGUUAUUCCACACCCAUGAAGGACCCAAGAAACCAUAUUUUAAACAUGCUAUUUACAUCAGCAGUCUCUGAAUAGUCUCAAAUCAUACGAAGGGUUUUGGGGGAAUGGAAAGCAGUUGACUCGGAUUUGGCAAGACCUAGAUGUUUGGAAAUUACCCCAUAACCCUAAAACACUUAGAAAAUGUUCCUGUUCCUCUGGAUGAAAAGCCAUAUCUAGUCAAUAACUCUUUGAUUUUGAUAUUUUAACAGAUGGAGUUUUAAAUACGCCAUGUAGUUUCUGGUAUUGUUUGCUUGUUUUAAAAGGGUUCGAGAACUAAUGAGAACUUUUUAAAGCUUACCCUUGGUUUGCACAUAAAACGUAAAAGUCAAUAUGGGGCAUUAAUAUUCUUUUCUUGUAAAAAACAAAAAGAAACAAAAAAAAAAAAAGAAACGAAAGCUAUAUAUAUACACACAUAUAUACACACACACACACAAACCCUAACGUGUAAAGUAAUAACAGAACAUUUGGUGUGGAAUACUCCGUUAUCCCCACCUGUGGCAUUUGUUAUCCCAUGUUAUCCCAUCAUAGAUGAUAUACACUGUGUUAAGUGUCCAUUUACUAUUUAAUUCAGAAGGAUAAGAUGUGAAAAACAAAUGCCCUGGUAUCAAUUUAUAGUAUCUAUUGUGCUGGCUUUACAAAUAAUUUUUUGCAGUCUUUUGCUGUACUGUACAUUGCUGUAUGUAUAAAUUGUGAAGGACCUGAAAUAAGGUGUAAGGAACUUUUGUAAAUGAGACAAAAAAAAAAUCUUUAAUGGUUAAUAGGAUGAACGGGAAAGUAUUUUUGAAAGAACUCUAUUUUGCUGGAGACUAUUUAAGUACUAUCUUUGUCUAAACAAACAAGGUAAUUUUUUUGUAAAGUGAAAUGUUCUGCAUGCAUAAUGAACCGUUUACAGUGUAUUUAAGAAAGGGAAAGCUGUGCCUUUUUUUAGCAUCAUAUCUAAUUUACCAUCCUACAGUAUCUGUUGUAAAUAACCAUAAUGCUUAACCU